AUGGGAGUCAUACAUAUUGUACUUUUCAAGGUGAAUGCGGAUACUUCGGAAGAGGCAAUCAAUAAAGCACUUUCAGAGGUUAUUUUACUAAAAGAAAAGAUUCCGGAAAUUGUGAAGGCAUCGGCUGGUAAAAAUUUUACAGAUCGAGCAAAAGGAUAUGAAUACGCUUUGGUCAUUGAGUUAUCCUCAAAAGAGGAUCUUCAAACCUACUUGAAUCAUGAGGAUCACGUUGAAUUUAAAUCACAAUAUUUGACGCCAAUUAUGCAAGAUUGUUUGGCUUUUGAUUUCGAAAAUUAA
Messenger RNA from Ambispora leptoticha, 297 nucleotides. NCBI's taxonomy places the organism in Eukaryota, Fungi, Glomeromycota, Glomeromycetes, Archaeosporales, Ambisporaceae. The record is from the annotation of a GenBank genome assembly.